This is a messenger RNA of Botrytis cinerea B05.10, 1600 nucleotides long. RefSeq lists its product as hypothetical. The record is from RefSeq and is a predicted model, not a curated record. The coding region runs from base 72 to 953 and encodes 293 amino acids. Lineage: Eukaryota; Fungi; Ascomycota; Leotiomycetes; Helotiales; Sclerotiniaceae. The transcript has a single exon.
GGAGACUCACCGGUAAUCACCAAAUUUUCGGUGGAGCAGCGGAUCGAGUCAGUCGUCAUACAUGCAUAUCCAUGAUAAUGACACUGUACGACCCAGUUCUGAUAUUUGAGAAUCAAUCCCUCUCACGUUUCUACAAUUUCGACGAAGCAGUUUCCAAGAGACAAAGAAGAGAUAUCAACAUGUCUGCCGAUUCAAUCACCUCUACCCGAAGCGGGACCCCUCCCAUCCUCAAAUGCCCAUUCGAGAUUAGGCUAAUGAUCUACCGAAUCCUCAUUCCUUCAAUUGACCCUUCGGCAGACUUCGACUGGACAUCCGCCUGGGAUCCAAACCGCCCGAAAUCUCGCUGCGAAGAGCACAAACUCUACUCACCGCCUAUACUUCACACAAACCAAAUGAUCUAUCGAGAAGUCUUGAACGAACUUUACUGUUUCCUACCUUAUCGGACAUCAAUCAGCAACUAUGGCAUUCGAUUCUUAGGCUACACAUUCAUAAAGCCGCCCCCGGCGUUUCAAUACGUACACACCCUGGAUCUCACGAUUCAAAUCAACAGUUACUCUCAUUCAAAGAUUGCCAACAUCUUGAAAUCUUGUGUGGAGACUAGCUGCGCAAACGGACACUUACGUCGAUUACAAAUUGGUCUCUCCUUUAGCUUGCAGUCUUUUCAAUCGAACAGGGGGAAUUCUGGCGAGCUUCGAAAAAUGCUGGAGAAGAAUCUGUAUCCGUUACGGAGGAACCUUCGUCGCCUAAACCAAUUCGUUGUCAGGAGAGUAUCCGAUAGGGACAUUUCAAGUUCCAAUCGAAGUGUCUCGGGUUCGUUCCUGGCACAGAGAGAAGAGUUCAUGGAUACCGUUCAGGGUUUUAUGAAUCAGUUGGCAAGGGAAGUGAUGGAUCGUUGUAAUCCUGCCAAGACAAUUGAGUGCAGUCGCAAGUCGUAUGCUUUGCUUCAGAGAUGAAGGGGAUGAUGUGGCCUAUUUCGAUAAAAUUUCGUCAUGUUCGCUUAGUAUGGCAAACUUCUAUCCGUACUGGAUGGUUCAACCAUCGGACGACUGUGAAGGAUGAGAACUCUGGGACCUCAAAUGUUGGUUUCUUCUCUGCAUCUCUACACAUACUAUAUUUCGGAUCCAUCCUACAAAGUGCAUUCCGAUGAAUGCCAACGCACGUCAUGCCCGAAAGAUACAAUCGGUCUGUUCAAUGUAGCGUUCUUCCAGACAUCGAAAGCUAUCGUAUCUCAACCCACCUCUGAGAUAAGCAUUCAAUGCUACGCGUAUGCCUCGACUUGGUGAUAAGGGACGUCUCAUCUAGAAUCUCAUAGAUGCGAGUAAAACGAAAUUUCAUACGCAAUUCAAUUUUUGAAGAAUUAUCUUGAUCUGUUUCGAAAUGGUCCGAGAGCGGGUGAAGGGUUUCGAGUUAAGAUAGUUAAAGGACCAUGGACGAAGCGUGCGGGGUGGGCUAUAUAGUCGAAUUGAGUUUGAAACAAAUUUUCUUCCGGAGAGCUUAUCAUAUAGAAUAGAUAGAAAUUUUCAAUAGAUUGUCUUGUAUUUCUGUGUUAGUUAUAUUCUUAACUUUUUGCAAGCUUUGCAAUAUUAAAUUUCAUUUUCCA